GCUAAGCACUUAUAGCAUAAUAAAUUGUGUUUACCCUUAAUUGAACCAUACACUCAUCUUUUAAUGCCAAAUAUCAAAUGUUCAUUUGUAGCAGCACCAAUCAGGGAAGAGCUUUUAAAUUCGAGCAGAUGUUUUGUCCGUCAAGACUCUGGAAGAAAAUUCCAAAGAUUUUCAAGAAUUUCUUCGGUUUAUGUUUAGUGCAUCGAAGUUUUAUAACCGGCAAAGAAGAGAUAAGGUAAUGUAGUGCUUUCUUGUCCGCGAAUUGUCUAGUGCAAGCUUAAUAUUCGAGAAAAAAUGAACUGAGGCACACUUUGAUAGGCCAUUUUGGUCACGUGACCAAGAUUUAGUAAAAUGGCGGCUUCCCAAAAUUUUCAACAUGGACACUAAAAACAUUUAGAACAGCUUUAGUGAUGACAUGGACACAUGAUUUCUUGAUAUACGCUCUCUUGAUUGUCUAAUCUGUACCCUGAUUGUUUGAAAAUGUCAACGAGAGGAAGACGAGCAAGAGGCCGGCCGCCAAAAGCCCCGUUACCCAUCAAUCGCACAAAUUUUCUGCGAAAACCAAAAGCGUUUACGUCAGGAUCUGGGGAACAAAGUUUUAUUAGCACCACGGGCAAUGGAUCCCCCUACCUCUCCCAGAGUUUUCGGGGUUUUAGCACCAGAGGAAGAGGACGUGCUGCAUCUUAUAAAAGUCGAAACUUCGUAAGUCAGUUGAUUGCAGAUGAUGAUGAUUUGUCUUCUGUUGCGGACAUAGAAAAUGACAGAGCAAGUGAUAUAACUGAUUUCGAUAAUACAGACAACUAUGGUUCUGAUGUUUCUUAUGAGGAAUCAGAUGAUUCGUAUCUAAGCGACGAAAGUUUAAGCACAGUCAGCAGUUCAGUUAGCAGAAGAAAACUUUACCCUAAACGACCAAAAACUCCAGAAAUACCAGAUGACAAAGAUAUACCUCAGCUGGAACUGCCAUCAACUGCAACUGAUCUUAUAAUACCUCAAGAACACGUCUUGCAAGCUGUUGGUGUUUACGAAGUUUUGCGUCAUUUUAGAACAAAUCUCAGGCUCUCACCAUUUACAUUUGAAGACUUUUGUGCUGCACUAAUCUGCGAUGAGCAGUGCACACUUAUUGCAGAAAUUCAUAUAUGCCUCAUUAAAGCACUGCUGCGUGAGGAAGAAAGCAAUAAUACCAUGUUUGGACCUCAUGACACAAAGGAUAGUGUCAACAUCAGCCUGUUUUUUCUAGAUGGCAUGACAUGGCCAGAAAUUGCAAGGGCAUACCUAGACAGUGAGCGCCAUCCAGAGUUCAGAGCUGCAUUGCCAGCACUAACAUCAUCAAAUUUUCCAUAUGUUCCACUUGCAGAAAAACUUACAGUUUUGCAAACUCUGACAGAUUUGUUCUUGACUACCACAAGUGUACGUGCAGAGAUCACCAAUGAAGGCAACAUACACUAUGACGAUCACUGCCGUGCCUGUCAUAAGCUUGGCGAUUUGCUUUGUUGUGAGACAUGUUCAGCAGUAUAUCAUCUGGCUUGUGUGGAGCCACCCAUGGAAGAAGUGCCUGAGGAGGACUGGCUGUGCAGUGUGUGCAGUGCCCACCAGGUGAAAGGUGUUACAGACUGCAUUUCAGAAGCAGAAAAGAGUGGACUGUUGAGCCGACAAGAGCCAAUAGGUUUUGAUCGUCAUGCUAGGAAGUACUGGUUCCUUUGUCGACGCAUCAUUGUCGAAGGAGAAAAUGAAGUCUGGUACUAUAGUACAAAGUCACACGUAGAGGAGUUGAUGGAAUGCCUCGAAGGAGGAGAGUGGGAGCGAGAAUUGCUGGCUUCAUUGCAAGAAAUGCGUGAUGAUAUCAUGAAGCAUGUUGCCAUCACAGAGGAGUUGACAAGUACCAACAAGGGCAGCAAAAAAUCUAUCAUAGAGAUUGAAAUAGCUCAGCUUGUGAAGCAACAGGCAGAGCGGGCCAUGAGAAAAGCACAAGAAGAAGCAGAGCGCAGGCAGCGAGAAGAGGAAGAGAGGAAGAGACAAGAGGAAGAAGAAAAGAAAAUACAACAGCUUGUGCUGGAAGGCAAAAUAAUUCACAAAGAUGGUGAAAACAAGGAUAUAACUAUGUUAGAAGAGUCUUCCAGCAUCUUAACAGCAACCAUGAAUGAAGUGGUCAACACCACAAUGAACUUGUCUCAUAACUCUCAAAAAAAUGGUCAGGUAACAUCCUCUUCAACGCAGAUUAAAGAAACUACCACCACCAUUAUCACCACCACUACCACGACCACGACCACUGUUCAUAUGGAAGGUGCAUCUGCCGAGGCAUUCAACCACACCAAACCUCUCAACAUUUCUGGUAGGGACAGCUUACUGUCAUGCAUCCCCUCAGAGUCUAUCCCAGAAAGUACAGGACAAGAUGAUAAACCCAAACCUAAGGUUGUCAGCUUACAGUCUCUGAUUCCUAAUGUGAAAACUUCAGCACUGCAAGUGGAAGAUAAAGGUGGAGGUGGAAUGCCAAAGAUCACUCCAGGCACCAAGACAGUAUUGGUUGUCAACAGGGAAGGGGGUAAGGUAACCUUGCAGGUAGCUGCUCAGGCAUUGGAGAAGCUGAAUGAUGCUGGGAAGGGAGAAGAACUCACAAUGACUCAGCAGAUGUCAUCCACCACUACAACAGCAGCAUCAGGAAUUGAGACCAGGAGAAUUCUUACAAGAUCAAAAACUGGAUCACUGACACCCAAGCAGUUUACAGAUUCUAUCACCACAACUACAUCAUCCCUGAAAAUGUCUGGCAAGAGCUCAGCUGAUGAUGUGCUGGUUAUCAACAAAGAUGGAGAAAUAAGUCGCAUCACUCGUAGCAAAACACUGUCUUCUUCAUCUAUUGCAGUGUCACAAUAUUUCAGACUUGGCAUGGAAGGUGGCUACAAGUCAUAUCAGAAUCAGUACUCCACAAAUCCUUUGGCUCUCAACAAACACCAGCACAACGAAGAACGGGACAAGCGCCGCCAUUUGUCACACAAGUUUUCACUCACACAGGCCAGUGAAUUCAAGUGGAAUGGCUCAGUGUAUGGCAACAGAGCCAUUACCAUGGCUACUCUGCGCCUGAGCAUUGUGCAGCUUGAGAACAACAUCCCAGCAGCUUUCUUACAUCCUAACUGGAGUAUUCACAGAUCUAACUGGCAGAAAGCAGUACACAUGUGUCAAAGCCCUCAAGACUUUGCUCUGGCUUUGGCUAUUCUGGAAGCCUGCAUGAAGCCUGUCAUUUUCAAUCCUGUGUGGCAUGAGUCACUUGGUCAUACUCGGCUGCAGCGAAUCACAAGUGGUGAUAGAGAAGAGAUGAAGAAACGGGAAAAAGAAGCAAGGAAAAGGAAGGAAGAAGAAGAAGAAGGAAAACCUUUGGUUUGGAUUAAGUAUCCUCUAGGACUCAAGCAUCAGGUGUGGAAACAAAGAGGUGAAGAAUAUCGAGUUACAGGUGGCAAUGGCUGGCUGUGGGUGAGUUCAACUCAUGUUGGGAACUUUACCCCUCAGGAUACUGUUGGCUUGCGCAGCGUUGCUGUCAAAAUUCGCAAUCGACGUUUAAAGGCAGCCAAGGCUUUAUCUAAGUCAAAAACUUCGGAAGAAGACAAAGACCCAGAGAAUGGGGAUGGAGGGGAUAUAGAAGAUGCCAAGGAGGCCGAGAAUACAAAGGCAGCAGACAGCACAGGAUUCUCUACUUCAAAGGCAGCCUCAGAGAACAUGUGUAUUUUGCGGAGUUUAGCAUUUGAUGGUGGAGAGCAGAGAAUGAAUACAGAUGCUCAUGACGAAGCAAAAGAUGAGCAGACAGCAGAAAUAAUGGAAGUUGAUGCAUCUGAAAAUGACAGCCAGGCCUCUUUAGUAGCUGCGGCAGAAACAGGUCCCAGCUCACCAAAUACAGUUAAAUCUUCCACAUCCAGUGACCAGGACACUAAAGUACAUCCAUCACUGGCUGGAAACAAACUUACUAUGUUCACUCGCAACUGGGGUAACUUUGCAGAUAAGCGAGAUGCUGAACUGGCCAAGGAAGUGUUCUCCAAGAUGCCAGACAAGGUGACAGAUGUCGACGUAAUUAAUGUUUCUGAUGCCAUGCAGAACCGCACACAUUAUCCCAAGGUGACUAAGCCCUACUCUAAGCUGGACUCACUGUUGGAACGUCGCCUAAAGGCAGAGGAGAUUGAGUCUAAACAGCGUGCUGCCCUGGAGCAACAGAUCCAGUGGAAGUUGAAAUAUGAGGAAAAAGCCAAGAUGGGCCAUGAGAGUAAAGACAUCAAACCUAGUCUAGACAUUCUUAUAAAUGGUUUGCCACAGAGCAAAACACCAUCACGUUCUAGCAGUUGUUACUCACCUCUGUGUCACAGUUUAGGUCCUGAAGCUUGUUAUUCACCAGCCUGUAAAUCUCUGGCAGCAGCAGACUUAAAUGCAGGUAAAUCAGAUUUGUGUACAUUGACGAAGAGUGAAUCUACAGAAGUGAAAGUGGAAGUAAAAGUGGAAGCAAAAACAGCUUCUAGUGUGGCAGCAAGUGAUGUGACCAAGUGUGACAGUAAAUUGGCAGCAAAGCUCAUCAAAGAAGAGCCUUUGGACACUUCUCAAGGCUCACUUAAGGCAGCUAACAUAACCUUGGAGGAAGAAGAGAUCGAUGUGGAAGGGGACAGAGAGGGAGAAAAUUCAAACUCUUCCACUGCUUCUGACAAACUUCUGAACUCUCUAAAAGCUAAACCCCCAACCUCCAAUAGUGGAGAUAAUGGUGAAAAGUCUCAAAAGGCAGCAACUUCAAAAGACAGUGAUGCAGGAACUGUCAAGACGUCUUCAACAAAGGUCUCAUUAUCCACAUCGCUACUCACCAAAGACCAAGCAGAGAGUUCUAAUGACAAGUCCAGCAGUUUGCUACCAGGAAUUAAAGAUUCUGUUUCGGUAGCUCAUAGUUUAUCCAGCCGUUCAGGUCUGACCCUUUCCCAAGCACAGCUUGCACUGACGCAGGCCAUCAUGAAGAUGAGUGUUGAAGAGUUGCGAGCCAAAAUACCACCUGUCCGUCAUACACAAGACAAAUUCAAAUUGCCUCGGGUUGCGCGAAUAGGAGCAAAACAGAGAAGUAAGACAAUGAAGAAAGCCAGUCUGCCUGUUUGCCAGAAGUUUCAGACAACAAGUAAACGGAAGAGCAUUUUUGUUUUGGAAAACUAUGAAUUGGCAAAAUUGGCAAGACGUGGGGGCUUCCGCGAAACAUCAGGCUUCAACUACAACUGCAAGAUGAAUAAUGUAAACUGGAUCUAUCCAUGCCCACGGCCAUUAUUCAAAACAGCAUGGCGGUAUCGCACCCAAACACUCACCUCUUUGGCUGCAGCUGCUUUGCAGUUGCGCAUUCUCUGGGCAUGCACCCGGUGGGAUGAUCUGGCAGUCAAGCCACCUGCUGGUGGUACCAACACCAUCUCAACUGAGACUGAAAUCACCACAACAGAACUUCUGAAACGACGAGAUAUUGGACCACAUGGUCUGAGAUCUGAGUACCAGGUGCGAAAAAUUGUUGUGCCCCUGGGCAUCACAAACCAACCUAAAGAAAAGUAUACACCUCAGCGUAGUGGCUUGCGAGAGCGAAAACGAGUGGAAUCGCCACGACAGACAGAACCUAGUGUCACAGAGACCUGGGUUCCAGAAGAGGAAUUGGAACUUUGGGAGAUUCGUCAAUUUGGAGAAAAGUUAGAGAAGCAACAGGCAUUGGCACAAGAGAAACUGGCAGCACAAGGAGGUAGUGCAGGAGCCACAACAGUGGUAGUAACAACAAGCACUUCUGGCCUUUCUCAAACUGCUUCCCAGAUCAAAGCACAGAUGGAGCAACAGCUAAAACAGCAGCGCCUUGCUCUUCAACAAAAGCGCCUUCAGGAAAACCAGGGCAUCAAGCUCACCACUACCACUUCUACAGCAGCAGUAACAGGAGGCACUACAAUUGUUAUCAACAACUCGGCCAAUGGUGCUGCCCCGACACAUUUGAAGACAAUCUCAAUCAGUGCACCAAGUAGUGGAGGCGCAAGCACACCUACCCUCAUUAAACAGGUUCAACCCAAGACUAUCUCUACUCCUAGCACUGGGCUUCCUGGAUCCGUCAUGGGCAGUGCCCUUUCCAGUUCCCCAUUACGGCCAGGUGUGAAGGUUCAGCUGCCAGGUACUACAGUCUCCAUCCGUCCCACCACCUCUCUUACUCUGGCCCCCAAGCCUGGGGCCACCUCUGUUACUUCUGCCUCAGCCUCUACCCCAACUCCUCGCAUGAACACUCCGCAAGAGGCCACACAAGUUCUGAAAGGUACAGUGCAGAUUAAACCCCAGACAACUCCAAGCUUAACUGGCCAGGUGCAGAACCUCCAGAUUAUUCAAGGCCCUCAGGGACAGCUCCAAGUCCGUGGGCUCUUACCUGGCCAACAGAUAAUAAGACUGCCUGAUGGACGCCUCCAGCUGAUCACUAUACCAGGACAAAGCACAGCAGCAGUAAGCAGCCCUGCUGUAACUGUAGCCACAACUCAGCAGCAGCCACUUGUCAGGCCCACCAUCACAUUGCGACCACAGCAGCCAACACUGGUGGUCACCAGCCCUACCCCUGCCACCACACAGGCAGCACUGACACCUGCCACACAGACACGUCUCAUUGUGCCCACUCAAAUUGCAACAGCAGGAGCUGUUUCCCUGUCUGGUGUGGUAAGUGCUCCCACCAUCACUUUGCCUGCACGCCCUGCCACAAGUAUCCUAAGCAUGGCAGCUUCCUCACCCACCAAGCCACUUAUAAUCAGCACCACAGGCCGUCUGCCUGGCAGCACCAUACUCUCCGCUGCUGGCACACCUGGAACAGCUACCCAGCAGCUGGUCAGCCUUGCUGGACAGCAGGUAGUCAGUGCCCCUCUUUUGGCUGGACAGACUUUGCUGACAUCACAGGCUUCUGCCAAUCCUGUUACUACCAGCCAAGCAGUCACUACCCUUCCAGUGGUCUCCAUCCAGUCUGCUGCUGCAGUUUCCUCCACUCCAGCACCUGCAGUUGUGGCCCUGCAGACUUCUCAGGGGACAGCAUCCCUGCUGCCUGGUCAAUCCCUUCUUGCAAGGCCUUUGACUGGAACCACAGCAACAUCACUUCUUAGUGUAUCUUCUCCUGCUUCAGCAGCAACCUUGACCCUUGGCCAGAAAGUGACACACAUAAUUCAGGCAUCAAGUGCAGCAAACUCAGUCAGUACUUCCACCACAUCUGCAACCCCAACGCUUGCACGGACACUUGCAAGUAUCACUCCACAUCUGCAACUGAAAACAGUGGCAACUCCUACAGUGGCUGCAAUCAAGACACCGGCAUCCCCACUGCGUCAGGUUAUCUCUCCAGUUCCGGUGAAAUCAGCUAUCCCUGGCACAGCCAGCAGCCCAUUAAAGACAGCUAUAGUGCCCGUAGUGCCUAAGACUGCAGGACAGCCACAGCUGACUCUGCAGAACAGUGGGGCUCAACCGACUGUGAAACUGAUUGCCCCAGUGGUGGCCACUACUUCCAGUCCAGUCACCACCGCCUCUGUACCCACAGUUCCUGUUACUUCUGCUUCUCCAAGCACUUCCACCAGUCCGACAGGAAAAUAUGCCAUCACGCCUCAAGUUGUGCAGCAAGUGGUUCGACAGGCUUUGAUGCAAAACCAGACACCAGAGAUCCAGGCAAAGUUGCUGGCAAUGCAGCGCCAGAUACAACAGCAGCAGCAGCAACAACAACAAAAGCAAACAGUCACUUUGACAUCACCUGGUGGCAUUCAAGUGGCCAAGGCAGCAGUAGCUGCACCUACUAAAAUUCAGUUAGCCCCUGUUAGUCAGGGAACUGAACCAAAGGGUUUCAAAAGCAAGUUUUUGACCCAAGAGCAAAAAGAUGACCAAAUGAGGACUGCAGUGUGUAGCAUGGUUUUAAAGAGUCUGCUCGACAAAAUCGAAAGAGAGGAGAAGAUAGAACAGAAAAGGCAAAAGAAACAAGAGUCUGCAGAAGAGAAGCAAAAGCGACUCAUCACAGUCACCUUGCAGCGAGCCUUGUUUAAGCACAAGGAGGCUUUAAAGAAAGAAAUUCUGAAGAAGAGAUCUGUUAUGGAAAAGACACUGCAGCAAAAAAUCUUUAAAUCUGCUUUGCAGAUGGAGAUGGCAGAUACAAUAAAGCGCCAGAAGAAGACAACCAGCAAAACUAGUCCAACAUCUACUGCAUCAUCUUCAAUGCUAUCAGCUUUACAGCAAGGCAGCAACCCAACUCCUGUAAUGUUGGUCAAAAGACGUGAAGGAGAGUCCCCUAAGAUCACUGCAUACACCCCACCACCUGGACUCGCAGAUAGCAAAUCUGCCAAAAAGCGCAAAGGUUCGUUGAUGAGAAGUGGUCCCAUGCUAAACAACAAACAAAGGGUGAUAAGUGUUCCAGGCAGGAGUCGUGGGGAGAAGGUUUACUGUGUCUGCAGAACUCCCUAUGAUGAGACAAAAUUUUACAUCGGGUGUGACUUGUGCUCAAACUGGUUCCAUGGCAGCUGUGUAAAUAUUACAGAAGAACAGGCUCGUUUCAUUGACUCUUACAUUUGUGAUGACUGCCGCAAACAGCAGGAAAACACUUCUGAAGAGUUGUAUUGUUUGUGCCGAACACCAUAUGAUGAGAACCAGUUCUACAUUGGAUGUGACCGAUGCCAAGACUGGUUUCAUGGACGCUGCGUGGGGAUUUCAAAGGCGGAAGCAGACUCCAUUGAUACAUACAUCUGUCCAAAUUGUCAGCAAAAAGAAGAGGUUGACCCAAUAGCACAAAAAGAGCUGUCAUCAGAUGAUUUUGUCAACCUCCUAAAAAUUGUUCGCAGUCUGCAGGGGCACAAGAUGGCAUGGCCUUUUUUGACUGCUGUGGAUCCAAAAGAUGUUCCUGAUUAUUACAAGGUCAUAAAGGAGCCUAUGGAUCUGUCGAUGGUGGAGAACAGGGUAGCAUCAAAAACAUAUGCCAAGUUAAGUGACUUUGUGAAAGAUGUGACCAAAAUUUUUGAUAACUGUCGCCUCUACAACCCUACAGAUUCCCCGUUCUACCAGUGUGCUGAAGUUCUCGAAACUUACUUUGUACAGAAACUGAAAACCACUCGAGGGCAAUUUUGAAUGUGUUCCACAUAGUGCUGGUCAUGACAAAAGUAGCUAUUCUAUUCUUGUCUUGUUGAAUAAAUUUCAUAUUUAUUGCAUACAUUUUUUUGAUGAUCAUUGCCAUUAUUGUAGAUACUUCAUCCAUCUCAGAGUAUUUUACAGCAUUUUGUGCAACACAGUUCCUGGAAAAAUAAUUAAGUAGUUUAGCACUUACAGAUCUUGGCUUGAACAAGCCAGCACUUUUGACAACUUAAAAUCUUGUUUUGUACUCCCCAUUUUUGUAAAUAACCCAUCAUUUUACUCUUCUCAUCCAUGUUGUAGAAGAACUUAGCAGCAUCUCAAAAUGGUACAUAUAAAGUGGAAAAUAAAUUUUGUAGCUCUACA
Molecule: messenger RNA, 9456 nt
Organism: Pomacea canaliculata
Lineage: Eukaryota; Metazoa; Mollusca; Gastropoda; Architaenioglossa; Ampullariidae
Product: nucleosome-remodeling factor subunit BPTF-like
Exons: 24
Coding region: 481-9090 (2869 amino acids)
Biological process (GO): regulation of transcription by RNA polymerase II
Cellular component (GO): NURF complex
Molecular function (GO): RNA polymerase II cis-regulatory region sequence-specific DNA binding
Source: RefSeq, a predicted model, not a curated record